Cuscuta europaea is the source of this 1275-nucleotide messenger RNA. NCBI's taxonomy places the organism in Eukaryota, Viridiplantae, Streptophyta, Magnoliopsida, Solanales, Convolvulaceae. The record is from the annotation of a GenBank genome assembly.
CUCCUCACUGCUCGAAAUGGUCUUGCAAGGUUCGUUUUUGAUAAAUUAUAGUCCACCAUGACCCAAACGUAAGAAAAUCCUGGAGUCAAAGAGGAAGAACCGGGAUGAACGCAGCUCUCGUCCUUACAUUUCUUCCACCAAAGGUCUCCACUGUAAUAACUGCACCUACGCUGCAUCGCAGCACUUCCCUUCUCGCAUUCACGAAGCCUAUUGCAAGCAGGCCCAUUCCUCCUCAGAGGCUUGACAUCCGAGCAUGGACCGACGACGGGGAUGCGGACGCUGGAGGUUCAGACUCUUAUGAUAUGGAAGAAGAAGAAGAUUUCGAGGAAGCUGACAACAAGAAAGACUUCGACAUUGACUAUGAUACCUCCACUAGCCUCUCCAUUUCCGGCGGUGCUGACGACAUUAGCAUGGUCAGCAGCAGUAGCUUCGUCUCCACCCAUGGAUGGGACUCCGAGAAAACAGUCGAUUACCGUAUUAACGAAAACGAAUUCCACAAAAUUAGCCUUUUCCACUGCGACUUCUUCAUCCGCAAACCUCCUGACCCGGACAACGACGUCUAUGAUUUCCGAGAGAUGUAUGUGACUCCACCAGAUACUGAUGUGUAUGCAAUUCCCCAAGUUCUUGCACCAAUGCCUCAAAAGUAUAUUAGAUGUGCACAGAGUGAAUAUGGGUUAUGGAAUGUGACAGAGCCUCCAGUUGACGCACCUAGAGAUCCAUUGUACAAGUCUGAGAGGGAAGUGUUCAAGGUAUACUUGACAAAGCACUUCCAAAACCGCAGAGCAGGUGAUUCAGAUUUUGUUUUAGAUUUUGAGGAGAUUUAUGUUAUUGAUUCAAAAACCAAAUCUAUUACAAGAGCUAAAGUGACGGUGAAAGUUCCGGAAGGAAGGUCCAGGGAUAGAUAUAAUGAUUUUCUUGUUAUCCAUGAUAAUGGAAACUCUUUCAAAAUAAUCCCAUCGGAAGAGAGAGAGAGCCCAUCAACUGUGAUACAGAGAGAAGAGUGGAACGAUUCACGAGAAGAGAUGGAAAAGCACCUUAGUAAACUUAGAGAUUUCAGUGUAUCAAAUUGGUUUUAGCUCGAGAUAUUUAAUCUUUCUACGAUAUGGUAUUUUCCUGAAUGAUAAAUGUCUUCGUUUGUUGCUUGGAGAGUGAGGUUGUCACUUGGAAAAUACUUAAUUUUGCAAUAUUUUAGCUACUUAUUUAGAUUUAGUCUUAAUGAGAAUACAAAAGUAUAUUCCCGAGCCAACCAAAAUUAACACAAUAUAGAGUUCAAGA